AAGGCCGCGGUAGGUUAUGUCAACUGUUACGUAAGACUAGGCAGUAUGGUCGAAAGACUAUAGCCUGUCCUCUAAGGACGACUAAAAAAAAAACUAUGUCAACUUUCAUAUUGUUUCAAUUGGUUAGGAAAUCGAAAAAAUACGAAUUUUUUUUUUUAUUUUAUACAGUAUCCUAAGAAUAUAGUUCAGGAAAUUAUUCACAAAACCUGUGUUCUAGGUUUACCAAUGAUAUAUGAAAUAAGUGAUCUAUAAAUUAAUAAAAAUGAAUUUAUUACAUAAAGUGCUUUCCCACAUAAUUAGAAAAUCUUUCCCGAAAAACCCGAUAUUAAGGUUUAGCUCAUCGGCUUCUAUUCCUGACAUAGAUGUCGAAUAUUACUGUAAUCAAAGUAAUUCUAACGAAAUUGUUAACAACAUAAACAGUAGAAAAGGUGUAGGUGAUAUAAAACGGGUCCUAGACCUUUACGAUGCAGUUACGGCAAUUUCCCCAACACACAGUGCAUAUGAAGGUAUGCAACAAAACUUGUAUACAGAACUAAGUAAGUUGCCCAAUCGCACCCAUCCAAAUGUCCAAAAGUUUACCGAACCACAAGUGAUAAAAGAAAUUAAUAAUAAAAAAGACUUUGGCAAUCACACACCCUUAGAAUUCAGCGAGAUUACUCGCCUUUUAAAUUAUGUAAGAACAGAUAAACUUGGAUACACAUGUGGUCACAAAAGUUAUUACUUUUUGGGUAACCUGGCCAUGUUAGAAGAGGCUUUGAUAAAGUACACAGUAGCUACAUUGCUAAAAAAAAAAUUCCAACUAGUAUCUGUGCCUGAUAUACUUCCGAGUAGUGUCUUAGAAAGCUGUGGAAUGACUAUCAAUAGUGAUCGUACACAGAUUUAUUCUUUAGACCCACAUCAUCAUGGUCCAGAUUUGUACUUAUCUGGGACAGCUGAGAUGUCAUUAGCUGGACUGCUUAAGAAUUCAAUCCACAAAUAUGAUGAGCUUCCACUUAAGUUAGCUGCUGUUAGCCGGUGUUUUCGAGCUGAAACAUCUAAUGUAAUAGAAGAGAGGGGUAUUUACAGAGUUCACCAGUUCACAAAAGUAGAAAUGUUUAUAGUGACUAUACCAGAGCAGUCUGAAGAUAUGCUGGAGUACAUAAGAAGUGUACAAGAGGAACUGUUUGCUCCAUUGGGCUUUCAUAUGCAAAUUCUAGAUAUGCCUCCACAUGAACUAGGUGCUCCUGCGUAUAGGAAGUAUGACAUUGAAGCCUUUAUGCCAGGUCGUAAGACGUUUGGAGAAAUAUCCAGCUGUAGCAAUUGUACAGACUAUCAAUCAAGAAGACUUAACAUUAAAUAUAUUGCUUCUAAUAAAAACACCUAUGUCCAUACAUUAAAUGGUACUGCUUGUGCAGUACCAAGAACAUUGAUUGCAUUAUUGGAAACACACCAGGAUCCAAAAGGAAAAAUUUACAUACCAAAAGUAUUGCAACCUUAUAUGGAUGAAAAAGAAUAUAUUGGUAAAAACAUGAAUGUACCAGAACUGAAAUUAGUAAAAAUAAAACGAUAAGAAUUUU
Manduca sexta (tobacco hornworm) is the source of this 1556-nucleotide messenger RNA. RefSeq names its product serine--tRNA ligase, mitochondrial. The record is from RefSeq and is a predicted model, not a curated record. Gene Ontology annotation, cellular component: mitochondrion. NCBI's taxonomy places the organism in Eukaryota, Metazoa, Arthropoda, Insecta, Lepidoptera, Sphingidae. Gene Ontology annotation, biological process: mitochondrial seryl-tRNA aminoacylation. Gene Ontology annotation, molecular function: serine-tRNA ligase activity; ATP binding; tRNA binding. The coding region runs from base 263 to 1549 and encodes 428 amino acids. The transcript has 4 exons.